CUGCGGGCAGAAGAGAGCAAAGAAGGGCAGCGCCAGGAGCACCGGGGGCCGGCAAGAAAGCGGAGGCGACAGGAAAGCGGGAGAGCGGCACAGACAGAAGCGCGUCGGGGAAAGGGCGAGUGAGCGUCUGCCUCCGUUUGCUCCUCCGGACCAUGGGCGCCUUCGUCUUCGGCGCAAGCUGGCUGGGUUUUCUCCUGUUGCUGCUCCUGCUGCUUCUGCUGCUGGUGGCCUCGCUCAGCGGGAGGACUAGGCGGCCUGAUGAACCUCCACUUGAUAGAGGUCACAUUCCUUGGCUUGGGCAUGCACUGGCAUUUGGUAAAGAUGCUGCCAAGUUCCUCUCUAAGAUGAAAGAGAAGCAUGGUGAUAUUUUCACAGUUCAAGUUGCAGGAAAAUUUGUAACCGUCUUAUUGGAUCCCCUUUCCUACGAAGUGGUUCUUUGGGAAUCAACUGCCAAGCUGGACUUUGGCCAAUAUGCACGUAUGUUAAUGAAACGAAUGUUUGAUGUGACGCUCCCGAAUUAUGAUUCUAAUGAGGAAAAGGCCAUGCUAAGACCAACUCUGAAGGACAAGAAUCUUCACAGCCUGACUAAGGCCAUGUGCCUUAACUUACAAACCGUUCUGCUUCCUGGACCUGAUGGAGCCAGUGGGCAGUGGAAAGAGGAAGGCCUGUUUCACCUCUCCUACAGCACUAUGUUCAGAGCUGGAUUCUUGACAUUGUAUGGAAAUGAAAGCAAGAAUUAUGAAGAUGUUAACUGUCAAGCUAAAGAUCGAGCUCAUUCGAUGGAAGUUUAUAAUGUAUAUUAUAAAUUAGACCGAUUUUUGAUGAAAGCUGCCCGGUCAACUUUAAGUGGAGUGGAAAAACAGAAAUUUUACAACACCAGGAAGGAUCUCUGGAAUUUAUUUUCUAUGGAAAGGCUGGACAGCCGAGCAAACCGAAGUGUUUGGUUGAACAUCUAUAAGGAACACUUGGUAGACCUUGGUGUGAAUGAAGAUAUGCAAACUAGAGCCAUGGUACUGCAACUCUGGAGUACUCAGAGUAAUGCUGGCCCAGCAGUUUUUUGGCUUCUCCUGUUUCUUUUAAAACAUCCUCCAGUCAUGGCAGCAAUUCAAGCUGAAAUGGAAAAACUAUUUAGAAACAGACGAUUAGCAACCAGGCCAAUUUGUGAGAUAAUCAACCAAGAUGUUUUGGAUAGCACACCCAUUUUUGACAGUGCUUUAAAUGAAAGCCUGCGUUUGUCAGCCGCUCCUUUUAUCAGCCGAGAGGUCCUUCAGGACAUGGCCCUGAGACUGGCAUCUGGCAGAGAGUACCACCUGAGGAAAGGAGAUAGGCUUUGCCUCUUCCCGUUCAUAAGCCCUCAGAGGGACCCUGAAAUCUAUGAGGAGCCAGAGAAGUUCAUAUAUGACCGGUUUCUCAAUUCAGAUGGCACAGAAAAAAAAGACUUCUAUAAAGGAGGACAAAGGCUCAAAUAUUACAAUAUGCCAUGGGGAGCAGGAAUAAAUGUCUGCAUUGGAAAGUUCUUUGCAGUUAAUAGCAUCAAACUAUGUGUUUUCCACCUCUUAAACUGUUUUGAUUUGGAACUGAUAGAUCCUGCUAAGGAGAUACCAGGCUUUGACACGGAGAGAUAUGGUUUUGGAAUGCUGCAGCCAGAAACGGAUGUCAGAAUACGAUAUAAAUUGAAAGACCAGUAAAGUGAUGGUCCAUUUCUCCAGUCAUUCUGUCAUUCUGUCUAGUGCAUAAUCUGCAAACAAACAAUGCUUGUUACCGUGUUUCCCAGAAAAUAAGACCCUGUCUUAAAUUUUUUUGAACCCUGAAAUAAGCGCUUGGUCUUAUUGCCAUGCGCUCAAAAGCCCAAUUGGGCUUAUUAUCAGGGGAUGUCUUAUUUUGGGGAAAACAGGGUAGUUACCAUUGGAAUUAAUUUUAGGGCUCCAUUACUAAAAUGGUAAUGAUUUGAUGGCAAAUAAGCCGCGGUUGCGCAGUGGUUAGAGUGCAGUACUGCAGGAUACUUCUGCUGAUCACCAGCUGCCAGCAGUUUGGCAGAUCGAAUCUCACCAGGCUCAAGGUUGACUCAGCCUUCCAUCCUUCCGAGGUCGGUAAAAUGAGGACCCAUAUUGUUGGGGGCAAUAUGCUGACUCUGUAAACCACUUAGAGAGGGUUUACAUAAAGCACUAUGAAGUCUAAGUGCUAUUGCUAUUGCUAAAUGUCUAAUAUUAGACCACAUUCUGCCUUUCAAUUUCCUGAAACUCUUCUCCCCUUGUAAAAGUGGCUUCAGUUUUUCUACCUCAUUCUCAGGAUGUUUCAGAAGUCAUGAAGAAAUUUGUUGUAAUAUAAGCUAUUGUGGGUGAGGCUGCUACUUUUUCAGUUUGACCUCUCUCCAUCACUCUGUAGCCUCUCAGGCUUACAAUGACUUCUCAUCUGAAAAAAGCCCCCUUGUGAAAAACAAGAGGUGUGUAUGUGUGUGUGUGUGUAGAUUGUAGGACGAAUACUUUACAAUGAAUUACAAGAAUACUUCAUUUCUCGUUGGGUACAAUCAUAAUGGAAUUAAUGCAAAACACCACAUUCCUUUUAUAUGGAUUUUAACUGAAAUUCCUUUCUGUGUUAAAAAAGAAAAGAAAAGAAAAGGCAGAAGCACUUGUUAUAAUCAGUUUGAAUUCAGAAAAAUAUUCUGGUCCAGCGCUUCAUCGGUCUUUUUCAACUAUGGUCGUCCAGACAUGGUGGCUGGGAAUUCUGAAAAUUGUAGUUAAAUGCAGCUGGAAAACAUCAUGUUAGAGAAGCUGAUUUAUGUUUAUCUAUGAAAGUGCAAUUUAUGCUAUUCUGCAAGUUGCUGAUAUUUUUGAUCAUAUCUUUGCAAACCAGUAUUUCUGGGAGGGGGGGAGAGAAGGGGAGAUGUUGAUGCAAAUAGACCAUUUCAAAUAAUACACGUGUGCAUAAUCCAUUUAGAUUGGCCUUUCUGUGAUUAGGAAGCCAACUAAAUUCUGAGUGAAUAAUAAAUAUGAAUAAAAAUAAUUUAUUGGAUUGAAAAGUAA
Messenger RNA from Pantherophis guttatus, 3023 nucleotides. It is a transcript of the gene PTGIS, whose product is annotated as prostaglandin I2 synthase. Gene Ontology annotation, molecular function: oxidoreductase activity, acting on paired donors, with incorporation or reduction of molecular oxygen; heme binding; monooxygenase activity. The record is from RefSeq and is a predicted model, not a curated record. Gene Ontology annotation, biological process: prostaglandin biosynthetic process. Lineage: Eukaryota; Metazoa; Chordata; Lepidosauria; Squamata; Colubridae.